This is a messenger RNA of Cladocopium goreaui, 5704 nucleotides long. NCBI's taxonomy places the organism in Eukaryota, Dinophyceae, Suessiales, Symbiodiniaceae. The record is from the annotation of a GenBank genome assembly.
AUGGCCAUGGAGGCAGUGCGGGAAAGGCGCGGAGCCUUUGCCCGAUGGGCCUCCCAAGAGACUGAAGAGGUGAUGACCGAGGCCACCACAGAAGUCGUUCCUGAAGGGUUGGAUGUGAAGUUUGUUGAUGAAUGCUCCACCUCGGCUGAGGAGGAUCAGCCUGAUGAGAAGGAAGCACUUCGCCAGUAUUCUCUGAAGUUUGGCGAAUGUCGCGAUGGCACCGAUUCAGGCUACAACCGCCUGUCCUUUCCGUGGUUUGAGGGUCCGUCCCAGAAGAAAUGCGACAGCAUCCCCGCAGAGGCAGUGCAUGCAGCUUUGGCAUCGAAACCCAGAGCGAAGAAGAUUACGAAGCAAGACUUGUGGGAAGUUGACUCAGAGGGAGAAGAGGUGCCUCUGUGCACGCGCUGUAGUUUGCCGGUGGGCGAGUUCUCGUACCAGGGCCGUGAGGGAAGGCAGACGUGUGUGCACACCGAGUGCAUGGCCCAGAUUCUGAGUCAGGAUCGACAGGUAGCAGAGGACAACAGGGCAAGACGUGAAGACUUGAAGAAGCAAAAGAACCGUCAGGAGUAUGACAUCGGCUGGCGAAUGGAGAGUGUCCCCAAGAACGUGCGUUUGGCAGAGCGCAUGGGGUGCAGCCCGGCUCCACAAGGCUUGUGCUGCUUGGUUCUGGAUGAGGCUUCCCGCACAGUGAAGGUGGCAGCAACCUUGGAACCAUCUGCUGCAAUCAACUUGGAGUAUUUGCUGCUGGCACUCAAGGUCAGGAGAAUGGAAAAGCGGGAGCCACUGUUUUCCUUGGACCCAGUUGACCCGCACAACUUGGAGAAGACUCCGCAGAAGAAGGUCUAUGAGCCCAGUUGGCUGGCUGGCACCAGCGUAGGAGAUGUCAUGUUUCAGGCAGACUACUUUCUCAAGGAACUGGCUCUUGGUGAGUAUUCGAUGCCCGUCGUAGGCAUGCUGAGUGUCUUCGACUGGUCUGAAAUGACCAUGAAGCCGAACAAGGGAUGGGCAGGGCGCGAGUGGUUUGUGGUGAGGAAAGCAGAGGUGCGGAUGUCUGGGGACAAUACCCUGAUUCCGCAUGUGAAGAUGGGAGUGGAAGCCCGAGAGCAGGUGGUAACACCCAAGGGAUUGGAAGAUGCAGCAGUCACACUUCCACAGCACCCGCUGAAGAAGUUCGCAGAUGCUUUCACCAGGAACUUUGACCUGAUUGCUGAGCGCAAGAGCGUAGUGUUCCACUUGCGGGAGCUCGCAAAAGCCUCGGUGAUGGCAAAGUACCUGAUUGACUCUAAGGCUCGCCUUGACCCUACCUGGUAUCAGAUCGCAGAUGACAUUGUGGGAGCCACGGAGCCAGAAGCUUACCCUGAGAUACCACAGCUUUGGAACAUGCGUGGCAAUUCGCGCAUUCAGCUGAAGGACGGCAAGCUGGUGGAUGUCAUCACCGGUGGCUACAGCAAUUUGCAGGCCAUCUACGGUGGUGUGGAGUUUGGCUUGGAUCGAUUUGAGCUGACGCAGCGUCAUGCACUUCAGGGCCAGCAGAAGCCUGGGGUUCCCUUGGCGCAGUCCGGCCGCCCGUUGUUCAUGCCGCAACGAUUCCAGCUGGGACAGCGCGCAGAGAUGCCACAGGGUGUGGAUUUGAACUUGGACAAGUUUUCCCUAUCUACUGAGGAGAGGUUUGUUGGUCGACUGCCGCCCUGCAGUGGUGGCCCCGAAUCCAUGGAGGGCCGCUCCCAGCUUGGAAAAGCUUUCUUGCAAAGCUUGCAUCAACAGACCUGGCCCGGCAUGAAAGAGGAGAACCAGAAGCUGCUUGUGGACAUCUACAACGUACCCCAGUGCGAUCGCACACAGGAAGGAGACAGCUUCAUUCCACCAGAUCCAAACAUGGAAUAUGUCACCAAGGUUCGCACGUUGGUUUCUGAGGAGGAGUCCACACGUGACAGAAGAAAGCAGCGUUUCGCAGACAAGACCUUUUCGGUUGCCAAUCCUGGUCCUGAUUUUCCACGGGCUUGGACCUCUCGCUUUCAGGUGGAGACAGACGGUCGCAUUUCAAAGACAGCUCCGACGAAAUUUGGCCUUGCAAAGCUUGAGGUGGACUCCGUCUUUGAACAGACUCUUUUGAAUGACAUCCUCCCAAUGGCAGCCCCGGAGUUCAACAAGAUCACAGAGGAUGGAGUUGCCUUUCGCAUCUACAAGAUUGGAAGUUUGGAGGUGCGAAGCAUCCAAGAGGCCGAAGGCUCCGAGAAGAUCAUGGUGGUCUUCUCCAGUGGCGUUGAGUCCUGGAAGACCAAGAGCCAGUGGCAGGGCUCUGCCUCUAGGGAGAAAGUGUGCAAAGUGAGAAUGUAUGUGGAGGCCAUGGAACAUGAAGCUGCCCAUGGUCGUACUGGGCGCAAUUUCUACUUGGUCCUGGAAACGGAAGGGCAGAGCUGCUUGGUGACGGAGUUGAGGGAUGGUUCUGCAUCCUGGCUCUCCAACCCCAACAACUUGGAAGAUCGGAACUCCUUGGCGAAGCUGCUGUUCCAAGCUGAUUGCAAGGAUGCAGUCUUGGUGCCAGAUGUGAAGGCGUUCCAGAAGAGCCUUCAUCUCAAUGCAGGUGACAACAAGAAGUAUGCCAAAGCGAUCUUCAAACAUAUCGCAGUCAAAGAGAUGUCCGGAAAAUGGGGAGGCAGCAUCAAGCAAAGGAGCACCUCCUCGUGGCUUGACAGCAUUCAGCGGGAGAUUUGGGACGGCAGUCUGGGGAACAUUUUGGAUGCGUUGAUUCACCACGCUGCGCAGUCCCCAACAGAGAUGCCCAGUGUUGAGGCAAAGGUGAAGCGCAGAGGCUUUUCUCAAUGGGCCUCCAAGGAUGCCGAGGUGCUGCCCAUGAAGACAAAGUCCAUCAGUUCCACCAUCAGUUCCACCAGUUCCGAGACCGCUGAGACGGCGCUGUCCAAGGAGGAGACCGUGGCUUCCUGUGAUGCGAUCCUGGCUGAAAUCGGCGUCGAUGACGAGAAGGAAGCUCUCCGGCAAUACGCGGAAAAGUUUGGUGAGUGUCGAGAUGGCACAGAAGCAGGCUAUACCCGCACGGCCUUCCCAUGGUUCAAGGGCCCAGCUCCAAAGAAACCAGACACAGUGUCAGCGGAGGUGCUUGAGGCGGCGUUGACCAAGCCAAGGGCCAAGAAGGUCAAGCAGGAUCUCUGGGACCUGGACUCGGAGGGAGAAGAGGUGCCUCUGUGCACGCGCUGUAGUUUGCCGGUGGGCGAGUUCUCGUACCAGGGCCGUGAGGGAAGGCAGACGUGUGUGCACACCGAGUGCAUGGCUCAGAUUCUGAGUCAGGACCGACAGGUGGCAGAGGACAACAGGGCAAAACGUGAAGACUUGAAGAAGCAAAAGAACCGUCAGGAGUAUGACAUCGGCUGGCGAAUGGAUAGCGUCCCCAAGAACGUGCGUUUGGCAGAGCGCAUGGGGUGCAGCCCGGCUCCACAAGGCUUGUGCUGCUUGGUUCUGGAUGAGGCUUCCCGCACAGUGAAGGUGGCAGCAACCUUGGAACCAUCUGCUGCAAUCAACUUGGAGUAUUUGCUGCUGGCACUCAAGGUCAGGAGAACGGCAAAGCGGGAGCCACUGUUUUCCUUGGACCCAGUUGACCCGCACAACUUGGAGAAGACUCCGCAGAAGAAGGUCUAUGAGCCCAGUUGGCUGGCUGGCACCAGCGUAGGAGAUGUCAUGUUUCAGGCAGAUUACUUUCUCAAGGAACUGGCUCUUGGUGAGUAUUCGAUGCCGGUCGUAGGCAUGCUGAGUGUCUUCGACUGGUCUGAAAUGACCAUGAAGCCGAACAAGGGAUGGGCAGGGCGCGAGUGGUUUGUGGUGAGGAAAGCAGAGGUGCGGAUGUCUGAGGACAAUACCCUGAUUCCGCAUGUGAAGAUGGGAGUGGAAGCCCGAGAGCAGGUGGUAACACCCAAGGGAUUGGAAGAUGCAGCAGUCACACUUCCACAGCACCCGUUGAAGAAGUUCGCAGAUGCUUUCACCAGGAACUUUGACCUGAUUGCUGAGCGCAAGAGCGUAGUGUUCCACUUGCGGGAGCUCGCAAAAGCCUCGGUGAUGGCAAAGUACCUGAUUGACUCUAAGGCUCGCCUUGACCCUACCUGGUAUCAGAUCGCAGAUGACAUUGUGGGAGCCACGGAGCCAGAAGCUUACCCUGAGAUACCACAGCUUUGGAACAUGCGUGGCAAUUCGCGCAUUCAGCUGAAGGACGGCAAGCUGGUGGAUGUCAUCACCGGUGGCUACAGCAAUUUGCAGGCCAUCUACGGUGGUGUGGAGUUUGGUCUGGACAGGUUUGAGCUUGCUCAGCGUCAUGCCUUGCAAGGCCAACAGAAGCCUGGGGUUCCCUUGGCGCAGUCCGGACGCCCGUUGUUCAUGCCGCAACGAUUCCAGCUGGGACAGCGCGCAGAGAUGCCACAGGGUGUGGAUUUGAACUUGGACAAGUUUUCCCUAUCUACUGAGGAGAGGUUUGUUGGUCGACUGCCGCCCUGCAGUGGUGGCCCCGAAUCCAUGGAGGGCCGCUCCCAGCUUGGAAAGGCUUUCUUGCAAAGCUUGCAUCAACAGACCUGGCCCGGCAUGAAAGAGGAGAACCAGAAGCUGCUUGUGGACAUCUACAACGUACCCCAGUGCGAUCGCACACAGGAAGGAGACAGCUUCAUUCCACCAGAUCCAAACAUGGAAUAUGUCACCAAGGUUCGCACGUUGGUUUCUGAGGAGGAGUCCACACGUGACAGAAGAAAGCAGCGUUUCGCAGACAAGACCUUUUCGGUUGCCAAUCCUGGUCCUGAUUUUCCACGGGCUUGGACCUCUCGCUUUCAGGUGGAGACAGACGGUCGCAUUUCAAAGACAGCUCCGACGAAAUUUGGCCUUGCAAAGCUUGAGGUGGACUCCGUCUUUGAACAGACUCUUUUGAAUGACAUCCUCCCAAUGGCAGCCCCGGAGUUCAACAAGAUCACAGAGGAUGGAGUUGCCUUUCGCAUCUACAAGAUUGGAAGUUUGGAGGUGCGAAGCAUCCAAGAGGCUGAGGGCUCCGAGAAGGUCUGUGUGGUUUUCUCCAGUGGCACCGCGGCCUGGCAAGCGCAGAGCAGCAAGGCCGAGGGCGCUUUGGCCAAGGAGAGCCUCAGCAAGUGCCGAAUUUUUGUGGAAUCCCUGGACCAGGAGGUCCAGAUGGAUCAUGCCUCCUGCCACUACUACACAGUGCUGGAAACCAAGCAGGGCAGCAUCAUUGUGACUGAGAUCUUGGAGAAUGGUGAGGUGUCCUGGGUACAGAACCCAAACAACUUGGAGGAUCGCAACUCGUUGGCCAAGCUGCUGUUCCAAGUGGACUGCAAGGAGGGCGUUUCCGUCAGAGAUGUCUUGGACUUGCGCUCCAGUACCUGGAGCCGGAAACACUACAGCAAGGCCAUCUACAAGUUGGUCUCUGGCCGCAGCUUCCGUGGCCAAUGGGGUGGCCAGGUACGUCGCUACACAGCUCCGCCUCCCGCUGGCAUCGCAGAGUUGGGCAACACCAAGGAGGUGCUGAACGUUAUGUGGCUCGCGAGGAACGGCUCCAAGCGCCACUGAUGGGCAAGGCAAAGGUAGUAUAUCAGCAUCUAUCAGGAUUUAUCAGCAUCUAUCACUGCUUAGAGUGACCAUAGCUUGACUGCGGCCGGGGGUUGGAAUACCACAGCUUCUGUGACCUUCUUCGAAUCGAGAC